Molecule: messenger RNA, 393 nt
Organism: Lathyrus sativus (Indian pea)
Lineage: Eukaryota; Viridiplantae; Streptophyta; Magnoliopsida; Fabales; Fabaceae
Source: the annotation of a GenBank genome assembly
AUGUCAAAGAGUGAAAGCAAUGCGUCAACUUCAAGCUACCAUAACUAUGGUACAUCUGGGUCUUUGAUUCAUAAAAACAAGAUGAUCGAGUGCUUUUGCCAAGAUGAAAGUGUUCUUAGAACAGCGAAUGAUGUUAAUAGUGUCAAUAAGGGGAGAAAAUUCUGGGGUUGUAGAAAUUAUAGAAACCACAUUGAAAAGGGUUGUAAUUUCUUCAAGUGGUUGGGUGAUGAGUUUCUUGAUGAAAGGGAUUUGAAGCUUGAAAGACAAAAGAAGAAAAUUAACAGAUUGAAGAAUGAAGUUAUGUACACUCGAGGGUGGCUUAAAAUGUCCAUUGUUGUUGGGAUUGUAAGCUUAGGAUUGAACCUUGUGUUUGUAACAAUGUAUCUCAAUUAG